Molecule: messenger RNA, 378 nt
Organism: Penicillium expansum
Lineage: Eukaryota; Fungi; Ascomycota; Eurotiomycetes; Eurotiales; Aspergillaceae
Exons: 6
Coding region: 1-378 (125 amino acids)
Source: RefSeq, a predicted model, not a curated record
AUGUCUUUCCUACAAAUAAGACCCGCCUUCAAGUUUUCGACCAAUAUUUUUGGCCAGUUAGAAGCCGCGGGUACUACAUACUUUGACGGUUUUAUCGCAGUGCCUGGUAAUAGGGCACAUAUCGAAAGUAUGCCCGGAUUUGUCCCAACUGUGGUUGCCACUGCGAUCGAUGUGGAUUCGCGAUACGUUGAGAUUGUCUUAGGCGAGAGAUCACAUCUCGACGCCACCAUCCAGCUGACCGGCCCGUUUUACCUUUACACUCUGACACAGGGGGAGCCGUCUUAUGUUGGGGAAGGGGCGCUCCAGGGCUGGUUAUGGGCAGAUAACCAGUACGAGAUCAGUGAACUGCCUAGGUGGUCUGAAGAGAGUGAUUUCUAA